AUGUGUUGGUCGGAUCCAUUCAGCAUAAUUCAAAAUGUAUACACUAUCGACACAUACUUGAACUUUUUAUCAAGAAAAGAACGGCGAGCGUUGACGAUGAAUGGUAUCGUUCUUCCCGAGCGGCAAAAAUCAAGACUUUUUGAUUACCCUACUUACCUGAAAGAAUUAAAAUUAAGUCAGUUGUGGAAUGCGGCGGAUGACUGGUGGAUUAUGAAGUCAAGAACUCGUUUCAGGAUAGAUAAGCAGAAGAGAAUGUUGACAAAGACAUUAGCCAAGUUAUUCUUGGGGCCAAGAUCAAGGAUCCGAUGCCUUACAAUCGACUCUUCAAUUUUAAUAAAAAGUGACUUUGUAGACCUUCGAUUGACUUUUACCCAGCUGAAUCGAUCUGUGCAUCAGCUUUGCAUUGACAAGGUCUUCGACUGGUCGAUGUUUUCGGCUCUACAACGUUCACCUGCAGUAGAGUCUAUCACAACAUUGGAUUUGGGGGAAUAUGUUUUCAUGUCUGAUGCAGCAAACGUUUCGAUAACAGACCAGCUACUUCUCGUUGAGCUGAUAUCAUCUAUACGGAAAUUACGGCGCAUACGUAUAUACGGGCAUGGCACUAUGCCCACAGAAGUACUUAGGUCCCUCGGCAAACAUGCAGAUAGUCUCAAGUCAAUUACAUUAGAGUAUAUGGAUUUUAAACUCCUCAGCGAUUCGAAUGCCUUGCAAGCAAUAGAAUCAUGUGUGAUGCUAGAGGAACUCGAAAUAGUCAACUGCUUGAAUGCGACAGAGCGACAGCUUGCCCCUCUAAUGAAUGUGAGAUUUCCUCAUUUGCGCACUCUGCAGAUUAUCACAUCCACGUCCGCGUUCGACACUCUCUUCAUCUCGCUCGCCAGUGCCAACUCUCCGACACUUUGUAAUUUAAUAUUCCAUCCAGCUGACAGUUAUGUUCCAUCGACUUUACGAUCAACAUCAAUAGAAGUGAUAUCAGGGCUACCACAGACAUUCAAUAAACUCGGUAUCCCGUUUGAUCCAACGGACAUGUCGUUACUUAGAAAGCUGCUUUCUUGUCCGGAAUUUACUAUUGAAGAAUUGAUUUUAUUCUCGUGGAAACGAAAUCCAGAGAAGUGGCAUAGGUUGGACAUUGAAUUACCGGAACGUUUGAAAGUGAUUCGAAUAUAUACUAUUGGUGGGUCAAGGGUAAACGACUUUGAGAACAGUCUGGGGGCGAAACGAAGCAGGUUGGAGUGGAUUUAUCUUCCAAGAUGA
Messenger RNA from Paraglomus occultum, 1251 nucleotides. The record is from the annotation of a GenBank genome assembly. Lineage: Eukaryota; Fungi; Glomeromycota; Glomeromycetes; Paraglomerales; Paraglomeraceae.